This is a messenger RNA of Durio zibethinus, 1187 nucleotides long. Its product is annotated as single-stranded DNA-binding protein WHY1, chloroplastic-like. The record is from RefSeq and is a predicted model, not a curated record. Gene Ontology annotation, biological process: defense response; regulation of DNA-templated transcription. Gene Ontology annotation, molecular function: single-stranded DNA binding. Lineage: Eukaryota; Viridiplantae; Streptophyta; Magnoliopsida; Malvales; Malvaceae.
UAUUGGGGAACAAAGAAAAUCAAACAACCCAAAGGAGAGAAGAAUGCUGCAACUCCAGUUCUUAUCUUCUCCCCGACUCUCUGUCCAAACCUUAAACCCUGACUCCAACUCCAACACCAAGCCUUUUCCUCCUUUCUCUUUCUCAUUCUCUUCACUCAAGUCCACCCAAACCCAUGCCUUUAAGUUUAAUCCCCUCUCUUUGACCCCAAAACCCUCCAACUUUUCUCUCAAAUGCCGCCAAUCUGAGUACUUCGACCAGAAACAGAGGUUUAAUAACUCUUCUCCCACUUCAUGGCCGCCACCUUUAGGGUUGCCGCCUAGGUUUUAUGUGGGUCAUUCAAUUUACAAAGGGAAGGCUGUUCUUACUGUGGAGCCGAAGGCCCCUGAGUUUGUGCCUCUAGAUUCAGGGGCAUUUAAACUAUCCAGGGAAGGUUUUGUGCUGCUACAGUUUGCGCCAGCUGCUGGUGUUAGACAAUAUGAUUGGAGCAGGAAGCAGGUGUUCUCAUUAUCGGUGACCGAAAUUGGAACUCUGAUUAGCCUACGUGCAAGGGAAUCAUGUGAAUUUUUCCAUGAUCCUUUUAAAGGAAAAAGUGAGGAAGGAAAGGUUAGGAAGGUCUUGAAGGUAGAGCCAUUCCCUGAUGGGUCUGGCCACUUUUUUAACCUUGGUGUUCAAAACAAACUUCUAAACAUGGAUGAAAAUAUUUCUAUUCCUAUCACACGAGCAGAGUUCACUGUCCUCAACUCAGCAUUCAGUUUUAUUUUGCCAUAUCUUUUAGGUUGGCAUGCCUAUGCGAAUUCGAUCAAACCAGAUGAGACUAGUCAUGGGAAUAAUGCAAAUCCCCGAUACGGAGGAGACUACGAGUGGAGCAGGUAGUUUGUAUCAAAGAUUGAUCAAAUUUUUCGUCGUAGGAUGACCUUUUUGUCAACUAUUCUGUGUUACAGCUAGCUUCGGGAAAAUUUUCCACAAAGAAUUUCUUCUGUGCCCUGUGCUUUCACAAUGAUGCUAGCAGUUUAAAUUAGUUUGGGUGUUAUAUGGUUGAGCCAUACAGUAUUAGACUGCAUUUGUUCGAUUCCAUAAAUUUCAUUGCCUCCCAAUGGCGCAUGGUUUUGGUGAUGGCUAUUUAUCCUAUAUCUGCUAACUAGUCUUGUGACUUGUCUAUGCAUGGAGGUACAUUUGACAUUUUUUU